GGUGGAGGGCUCUCCCGCGGUCUUCCGUGCCGGGCGAUUGCGUGAAUGUGCCACUGCCGUGGGUCCAGCUCUUCCCAGCCACGCACCCACUCGCCCAGGGCCGAGACGCCGGAGUGGCUUCGGUGUCGCCGAGGACGCGGAAAGGGCCCCCGGAGCAGCGCGAGGGAAAUUCUCUGUCUCGGGGGGGAGGACUCCUCCGAGCCGGCCGCCGCCUCUGCCCCGCGCGGCGCAGCGAGGAGCGCGACGUCAUUUCAGCAAGCGCGCGCGGCGAGGCUUGCCUGGCUUGCCGCAUCGACCCGCUCCCUCCCUUUCCUCAGGCACAAAUACCGGAGGGAGACGGCGGACGGGGUCGAGCCGCUCCCUCCCGCCGGCGAUGACUUCACCCUCCGCCAGCCGCAGCCCCCAUUGGAACGGCCUUCUGCCCCUGGUGCGGACGGACGCGCGAGGCGCGUGGCCCCGGCUGCCUCCGCGGAGCCCGCGCUUGGCCUCACCAAGCAUGGACCUCAAACUACCAAUGCAAAGUUCACAAUUUUGAAGUGCCAGGACAGCAGAGGGUUACCUUCUGUGAUGAUGAACCUGACGGAGUGGGCUGAAACGAAGUGGACAGAUCGCUCAAAUUCCUCAGCACAACUGACUCCACCAUCUUGGGGCAGCAAUGACUCCUUUUCUUUCCAAGGGGAUCUCCAGGAGAUAAUCCACACAGCUACUUUAGUUACGUGUACCUUCCUGCUGGCUGUUAUUUUCUGCUUGGGUUCUUAUGGCAACCUUAUUGUUUUUUUGUCCUUCUUUGACCCAGCUUUCCGGAAGUUCAGGACCAACUUUGAUUUCAUGAUCCUCAAUCUGUCCUUCUGUGACCUCUUUAUCUGUGGAGUGACUGCCCCCAUGUUCACCUUUGCUCUCUUUUUGGAUUCUGCAGCUGGUAUCCCUGAUGCUUUCUGCUUUACCUUCCACCUUACCAGUUCUGGGUUUAUCAUCAUGUCCCUCAAGACAGUGGCUGUUAUUGCCCUUCACCGAUUAAGCAUGGUGUUAGGGAAGCAGCCCAAUCGGACUGCCUCUUUCCCUUGUACUCUCUUGCUCACUCUUCUCCUCUGGGCCACAAGCUUUACUCUGGCCACUCUGGCCACCAUGAGGACCCAUAAAUCUCGUCUUUGCCUUCCAAUUUCCAGCCUGGUCAGUGGUGAGGGAAAGAUCAUCCCUUACUUGUAUGUUAUUGACUUCAUAUGCUGUGUAACAGUGGUUUCAGUCUCUUACAUCAUGAUAGCCCAAGCCUUGAGGAAAAAUGCCCAAGUGAGGAAAUGUCCUCCCAUCAUCACAGUCGAUGCUUCUAGGCCUCAGCCUUUUGCUGGAGCGCUUGCUACUGGAUGUACUGAUGGGGUACGGUGCACUGUGCCAGCUCUGUAUAGAAACCAAAACUAUAACAAGCUGCAGCACAUCCAAACACAGGCAUACAUGAAGAACUUUGGCCAGUUGUCUGCAUCGGCAGCCAGCAGAUUCCAGUUGGUGUCCAUGAUUAACUUGUCCACUGCCAAGGACUCUAAAGCUGUGGUGACUUGCAUUAUUAUUGUUCUUUCUGUUUUAGUUUGCUGCCUUCCGUUGGGCAUAUCUUUAAUACAAGAUGUUUUGUCCAGGAACAGUGGCAUUGUGCUUUAUCAAUUUGAACUGUGUGGAUUUACACUUUUUUUUUUAAAGUCUGGAUUGAAUCCUUUUAUAUAUUCCCGUAACAGCGCUGGCUUAAGAAGGAGGGUCCUGUGGUGUAUGCAAUACUUAGCCUUUGUUUUUUUUUGCUGUAAGCAAAAAACACGGCUUCAGGCUGUGGGCAAAGGGAGUCUGGAGGCCAACAGAAAUAAAUCAUCCCAUCAUGAGACCAACUCAGCUUAUAUGCUAUCUCCAAAGCCUCAGAAAAAGUUUGUGGAUCAAGCAUGUGGCCCUAGUCGUUCUAAAGAAAGUGUGCUGAGCCCUAAGGUUUCUGCUGGCCAUCAGCAUUAUGGAGGAGGCCAGAGUAGCUCCACCCCCAUGAAUACCCGCAUUGAACCUUAUUAUAGCAUUUAUAACAGCUGCCCUUCUCAGGAAGUGAGCACUCCCAACAGCUUGCAACCAUCAAACUCUCCAUUCAGGUACGCCAACUCCUACGUUGCCAUGCACUAUCACACAACAAAUGACCUAGUGCGGGAUUAUGACAGUACUUCUGCUAAGCAGAUACCAGUGCCCUCGGUGUAGCUGGUGGGAGCCGGCAGUGUCCAAUGUUCUACCACAAUGGUGGCUAUCCUUUCUUGGCAAGUUGUGCCAUGAGUCAUCCAGAGUAUGAUGUUGUGCUGCUACUGCAUGUGCAUGAAUGUUUAGCCCCUCCACGCAUUAGGAUGGUUUUGCUUCAGUCAGGCAGCAGCCAGGCUAGGAAGGAUAGGACUGCAGGCUGCAUGCCUUAGCCAGGCUUCUAAAUUCUCCUGUUUGUGUCUUGCAAAUUACUAUCCCAUAUUCUGCCAUUUCACUAGCAGUGUUUCUCCUUUUUAAAGGUUUCUGCUUACUAGUCCAUUGUGGGUACAGUAUUAUAACCCCAGAAGUAUUCUUUCUGGAUUCCAGCAAAGAUCAGUCUUUUCUCAAAAUGUCUGCUGCCACAAAUCACCGGUGUUUUGUUGUUUUAUAACUGAAUCAAGCUUUGCUUUCUUGUUUAUAUGGUAAGUGCUUGAAAAUGUAUGUUUUAGCAAUGUUGCUUUUUAAAAGAUUUAUACUCUGAUUUCUGUCUAUUAUUGAUUUACUGCAGAACAUUUUUAGCAGCUGGCAAUUACGUUAAUUAUGUACAAUGGUAAAAAGUAAGUAAAAACAUCUAGUACCAGG
This is a messenger RNA of Candoia aspera, 2832 nucleotides long. It is a transcript of the gene GPR75, whose product is annotated as G protein-coupled receptor 75. Gene Ontology annotation, cellular component: membrane. Gene Ontology annotation, molecular function: C-C chemokine receptor activity. The transcript is spliced from 2 exons. NCBI's taxonomy places the organism in Eukaryota, Metazoa, Chordata, Lepidosauria, Squamata, Candoiidae. Gene Ontology annotation, biological process: G protein-coupled receptor signaling pathway. The record is from RefSeq and is a predicted model, not a curated record. Bases 46 to 2217 code for a protein of 723 amino acids.